Schizosaccharomyces osmophilus is the source of this 213-nucleotide messenger RNA. It is a transcript of the gene smp4, whose product is annotated as Stm1/Oga1 family protein Smp4. The record is from RefSeq and is a predicted model, not a curated record. The coding region runs from base 1 to 213 and encodes 70 amino acids. NCBI's taxonomy places the organism in Eukaryota, Fungi, Ascomycota, Schizosaccharomycetes, Schizosaccharomycetales, Schizosaccharomycetaceae. The transcript has a single exon.
AUGAGCCCUGCACCCUACAAAGAUCUCAACAAGGACACUGUUCACACUCAUCCUCCAGUUCGUGAGUCGGAGCGCAGAGAAGAGCACGGAUGGGGCACUUUAAAGCAAGAACCCCUUAUGGAAGACCAGGCUGAACAUGAUGCAGAGGCUGACAUGUCGAAAGACCUGAAGGAAGUCAAGCAAGAGGCCAGUCGCCCUCCUCCAUCUAAGUAA